Molecule: messenger RNA, 3735 nt
Organism: Prosopis cineraria
Lineage: Eukaryota; Viridiplantae; Streptophyta; Magnoliopsida; Fabales; Fabaceae
Product: RNA-dependent RNA polymerase 2
Exons: 4
Coding region: 218-3577 (1119 amino acids)
Biological process (GO): siRNA processing
Cellular component (GO): nuclear RNA-directed RNA polymerase complex
Molecular function (GO): RNA binding; RNA-directed RNA polymerase activity
Source: RefSeq, a predicted model, not a curated record
UCAAUUCGUGACUAGGGUUUUUCUUUUUGACUCGUGACUCGUAUGAACUAUGACCUCCACACUUAAAUUUCCACAGUUUUUCCAUUUCGUCUAAAAUUCCAAUCGCUUUUCUAGGCCGUAUCGCCACUUCUUUUCCUCGGUCGGCAUGGGCUUCCUCUGUAUCGGAAAGCCGCUCGUAUGAUUCUGUUAUAGGCCCUUUCUUGGCUCUCCAUUUUCAAUGGGUUGGCAAAACAAUCCCACAGUUCGAAUCUCCAACAUACCCCAUUCUGCCGUAGCCAAAGAGCUCCUAGAAUUUCUGGAGUCCAUAACCGGUCAUGACUCAGUCUUCGCCUUGGAAAUCUUUACGGAGCGCAAGAACUGGAAGUCACGGGGUUUCGGCCGCGUCCAGUUCGUUACCCUCGACGCCAAAGCGAAAGCUCAAUCGCUUUCUCUUCAAGACCGCCUUGUCUUCAAAUCCCACUACCUCAAAAUCUCUGAGACUUCAGACGACAUCGUCUUCAGACCUGCCAAUGCGAGAAACCGGGUCGACAAUGGGGUCUUGCAUGCGGGUUUUAUGGUUAAAGAGAACUGUAUGAGUGUGCUGGAAUCCUGGGAGGGUGUGAGAGGAUGGAUCAUGCCCGAGAGGGAGAGGGCUGAGUUUUGGGUCUGGCAAGAGAAAGAGUGUUACAAACUGGAAAUAAUAUUUCAGGAUAUAUUGGAGACAAAUGGGUAUUUUAUUGGGGAAGGAAAACUGAAUGCACUACUUCUGAAGCUCAAAUAUGGACCAAAGAUCUAUAAAAAAAUCGCUGGGCCAAAUAUAGCAUCAAAAUUUAAAGCUGAUAGGUACCACUUUUGUCGGGAGGAUUUUGAAUUUGUUUGGGUACGGACAACAGACUUCUCGCCUAUGAAGUCAAUUGGACACUCGACAUCGUUUUGUUGGGUAAUUGAAGAAGAACCAUUAGCUGUGGAUAUUUUUCGAAGUUUCCCACUCUACAGAGAGAAUUUAAAUGAUCUAAUUCUAGAAGAUGGGGAAGAAUUCUGUUCUUCAGCAGAAAUAGUUCCACUUGUAAAGUGUGGUUCAGAUUCAAAGUUACAAUAUGAAAUUAUUUUUCAACUCAAUUCUCUUGUUCAUACACAGAAAAUAAGUUUUGCAUCAGUAGAUGAUGAUUUGAUUGAUUCGUUCAGCACCUUAAAUGAAGAAACUUCUGCUGUAAUUCUUCAGAAGUUGCACAACCUGAAUUCCACAUGUUAUGAACCCCUAAAAUAUGUGAAGAGUCAGUUACAUGUGCUAAGGUGUAAAAAAAGAACUAUUCCGCCAUCUUCACAUAAAAGGUUGACAGAUAAUAACAUCAUGAGCUGCCAUAGAGCCUUGAUUACCCCAUCAAAGAUUUAUUGUCUUGGUCCUGAGCUUGAAACCUCUAAUUAUGUGGUAAAGCAUUUUGCAUCAUAUGCUUCAGACUUCAUUAGAGUUACUUUCGUUGAAGAGGAUUGGAGUAAGCUUCCAACUGGUGCAGUCUCCACUAGCAUUCAAAAGGGCAUCUUUCCAAAGUCUUUUGAAACUGAAAUAUAUAAGCGGAUAUUGACUAUUCUUCAAGAUGGGAUUAUAAUUGGGACUAAAAGAUUUGAAUUUCUGGCCUAUUCAGCAAGUCAACUCAGGUCAAAUUCUGUUUGGAUGUUUGCUUCUAAUGAUAGUGUGACAGCAGAUGAUAUUAGAGAAUGGAUGGGAAGGUUCAAAGUGAUACCCAGUGUCUCUAAAUGUGCAGCAAGGAUGGGUCAAUUGUUCAGUUCUUCCAUGCAAACCCUUGAAGUUCCUACACGGGAUGUGGAGUUAAUUCCAGAUAUUGAAGUAACCUCUGAUGAUGGUACAACCUAUUGUUUCUCUGAUGGUAUUGGAAAAAUUUCACAAUCUUUUGCCAAGCAAGUAGCAGAGAAGUGUAAAUUGGACCAUGUUCCAUCAGCCUUCCAAAUUCGCUAUGGUGGAUACAAGGGUGUCAUUGCUGUUGAUCAAUAUUCUUUCAGGAAGUUAUCAUUGCGCAAAAAUAUGCUUAAGUUUGAAUCCAGCAGCACAAUGCUUAAUGUCACUAAAUGGAGUGAUGCUAUGCCUUGCUUUCUGAAUCGAGAGAUUAUAACCCUGUUGUCCACCUUAGGAAUAGAAGAUGAGGUAUUCGAGGCAUUGCAGCAGGAUCAGCUGUCUUUAUUAGCAAAAAUGUUGAAUAUUAGAGAGGCAGCUUUGAAUGUUUUAGAGAGUUUAAGUGGUGCAGAUUCAAAAAACAUUCUAGUGAAGAUGUUGCAUCAAGGUUACGAACCAGACAUUGAACCUUACUUAUCAAUGAUGCUUAGGUCUUAUUAUGAGUACCAGUUAUCUGAUUUGAAAAGUAGAUGCCGAAUAUUUGUCCCUAAAGGUCGGGUUUUAAUUGGUUGCUUGGAUGAAACUGGUCUUUUAAAUUAUGGUCAAGUGUAUGUCCGCAUAACCAUGACAAAAUCUGAGCUUGAAUGUGGACAUGAAAGCUUAAGGAAAGUGGAUGAGAGCACAUGUGUAAUAGUGGGCAAGGUGGUCGUCACAAAAAAUCCUUGUCUACACCCAGGAGACAUCAGAGUCCUUGAUGCUAUCUUUGAUGUUGAAUUAGAGGAGAACAGUUUGAGAGAUUGCCUUGUCUUCCCCCAAAAAGGGCCUAGGCCACAUCCAAAUGAAUGCUCUGGUGGCGAUCUUGAUGGUGAUUUAUAUUUCAUAAGCUGGGAUAAAGACCUAAUCCCAUGCAAAACAGUGGCUCCAAUGGACUGCUCAAGGAGGCCUCGUGUAAUGGAUCAUGAGGUGACAAUGAAGGAGAUCCAACAAUUUUUUGUUGAUUACAUGAUCAAUGAUACUUUAGGUGCUAUCUCUACGGCUCAUCUGGUUCAUGCAGACCGUGAACCUGAGAAGGCUCUGAGUAGAAAAUGUCUGGGGUUAGCGGAGCUUCACUCCAUGGCUGUUGACUUUGCAAAGACUGGAACACCUGCUGAAAUGCCAAGAGCCUUGAAACCGAGAGAGUUUCCUGAUUUCAUGGAGAGGGUAGGAAAACCAAUGUAUAUCUCGAAGGGGGUUUUGGGAAAACUAUACCGAACCAUAGUCGAGUUGAUCUUGCAGCAAAGGUCCAACUCUGAUUGGUGGUCUGAGAAACUAGCAGAAGCAUAUGAUCGUGAACUUGAGGUGGAUGGUUUUGAGGACUUUCUUGAGGCUGCAAAAUUUCAUAGAGAUAUGUAUGCUGAGAAAAUGAAAUCUUUAAUGAACUUCUAUGGAGCCGAGACUGAGGAUGAGUUGCUGACUGGUAACUUGCGAAGCCGUGCUUCAUAUUUGCAGCGUGAUAACAGGAGAUACGGAGAUAUGAAGGAUCGGAUUCUGUUAUCGGUGAAGAAUUUGCAGCAUGAAGUUAAACAUUGGUUUGAAAGUAGUUGCCAACCACAUGAAAAAAUGCAAAUGGCCUGUGCUUGGUAUCAUGUUACCUAUCACCCUCCAUAUAACCAGGAGGGCUCUAGUUUUCUGAGUUUUCCAUGGAUCUUAGGGGACAUUUUAUUGCAUAUAAAGUCUAGGAAGGGGAAAAAACUGAGGGUAAACUCGUAGUUAUUGAAUAGCAUGUUUUUCAAUGAAAAUUAGAUGGGUACGCGGUGUUGCAGGGAAUUUGGUAAAUGAACUGUACUAUCCAUGACUUGUAAAUGAUAGGACUUGUUAUAAACAUUCUAUAUUUUAGCAUGAUAUAACAUGUUAGAAUUUGUUUGUCA